AUCGCGACUACAGAGAACAGCAAGCUGCAAGUGAAUGAAUAGUAGUCUCCGGUGAUUGUGAAGUAACUAAACCGUGAAUUUAAACUGUUUUGUUGGUUCGCUGGUCCUAAGGAUUUUGGAAUCAAGUUAUCUCACCUGAGGGUCGACGUGUGCAGCCAUGGCUCGUAAGGAUUAUGCGGCAGAGAAAGACAAAUGCAAAAGGUUCCUGCAGGAGUUUUACUCGGAGGAUGACAAUGGGAAGAAGGUGUUCAAAUAUGGAGCUCAACUUGUGGCGCUGGCCCAUAGGGAGCAGGUGUCUGUCUUUGUGGAACUGGACGACGUGGCUGAAGAAGACCCCGAGCUGGUUGAGAGCAUUUGUGAGAAUGCAAAGCGUUACACGGGCCUGUUUGCUGAUGCUGUGCACGAGCUGCUGCCAGAGUACAAAGAAAGAGAUGUUGUGGCCAAAGAUUCUUUGGAUGUGUACAUUGAGCACCGGCUGAUGAUGGAACAGAGGGGCCGCGACCCUGCAGACACUCGAGACCCCCGUAACCAGUACCCGCCUGAACUCAUGAGGAGAUUUGAGCUGUACUUCAAGCCUCCAACCACCACCAAACCCAAAGUGGUGCGUGAUGUACGAGCGGACAGCAUCGGUAAUCUGGUGACGGUUCGAGGAAUAGUGACCCGCGCCACUGAGGUCAAACCAAUGAUGGCUGUCGCUACGUACACAUGUGACCAGUGUGGUGCAGAGACAUAUCAACCAAUCCAGUCUCCGUCCUUCAUGCCCCUCGUCAUGUGUCCCAGCCAAGAGUGCGUCACCAACAAAUCUGGAGGUCGACUCUACCUGCAGACCAGAGGCUCCAAAUUUAUCAAGUUUCAGGAGCUGCGUAUUCAGGAACAUAGUGACCAAGUGCCAGUCGGAAAUAUUCCAAGGAGCAUGUCUGUGUACGCCCGUGGAGAAAACACACGCCUCGCCCAGCCAGGAGACCAUGUGGCCAUCACCGGAGUCUUCCUCCCUCUUCUCCGCACAGGCUUCAAACAGGCAGUUCAGGGUCUGCUGUCAGAAACGUACCUGGAAGCCCACAGCAUCACACUCAUGAACAAGACGGAGGACGAUGAGCUCGGCAACGAGGAGCUGACUGAUGAGGAGCUGCGUGGCAUCACAGAUGAAGGAUUUUAUGAGAAACUAGCUGGCUCAAUAGCACCCGAGAUAUAUGGACAUGAAGAUGUCAAAAAGGCUCUGCUCCUGCUGCUGGUUGGAGGAGUGCAACAGGCACCUAAAGGCAUGAAAAUCAGAGGCAACAUAAACAUCUGCCUGAUGGGAGACCCAGGAGUUGCCAAGUCCCAGCUGCUGUCCUACAUUGACCGUCUGGCUCCUCGAAGCCAGUAUACAACAGGUCGCGGUUCGUCUGGUGUCGGCCUGACUGCAGCAGUGAUGCGUGACCCCCUGACCGGAGAAAUGACCCUGGAAGGUGGAGCCUUGGUGCUGGCUGAUCAGGGCAUCUGCUGCAUCGAUGAGUUUGAUAAGAUGGCAGACGCUGACCGCACAGCCAUCCAUGAGGUGAUGGAACAGCAGACCAUCUCCAUCGCUAAGGCUGGCAUCAUGACCUCCCUCAAUGCCCGCUGCUCUAUUCUAGCAGCAGCCAACCCUGCCUAUGGCCGCUACAAUCCCCGGAAGAGCAUUGAGCAGAACAUUCAGCUGCCAGCCGCUCUGCUUUCCCGUUUCGACCUGCUCUGGCUGAUCCAGGACAAGCCGGACGCCGAUGCUGACCUGCGUCUCGCCCAGCACAUCACCUACGUCCACCAGCACAGCCGCCAGCCGCCCACGCACUUCACACCCAUCGACAUGAAGCUGAUGAGGCGUUACAUCGCUGUUUGUAAGAAGCGGCAGCCUGUGGUGCCUGAGGCACUGGCUGACUACAUCACUGCUGCCUAUGUAGAGAUGAGGAAAGAGGCCCGCGUCAGCAAAGACACCACCUUCACCUCUGCCCGUACCCUCCUCUCCAUCCUCCGUCUGUCCACUGCCCUGGCUCGCCUCCGCAUGAUGGAGACUGUGGAGAAAGAGGAUGUUAACGAGGCAAUGAGACUGAUGGAGAUGUCCAAGGAUUCUCUUCAAGCUGACAAGUCCAGCACCACAAGGGCUCAGCGCCCGGCUGAUGUCAUCUUCUCACUGGUGCGUGAGCUCUCCACGGAGGGCGUGGCGGGCCGCGGUGGAGCCGGUGGGGUGGUUCGCAUGGCUGAAGCGGAGCAGCGUUGCGUGUCUCGUGGUUUCACCCCCGCCCAGUUCCAGGAGGCCUUGGAGGAGUACGAGGAGCUGAACGUGUGGCAGGUCAACCAGGCCCGCACCCGCAUCACCUUUGUCUGAAGAACCUGGGGCACAUAUUCACGAGGGGAAGACUUUGUUGUGGGCUUUCUACAGACUCGUUUUUGGCUCUUCAUUUUUCCUCCUUCAGCAUUUUGACACAAGUCAAGCAGAAAGUGAACAUUUUUUAAGCAUGACAAUUUGCAAGAAUUGUGCUGUUGGAGACCCGUAGCUUUUUAUGUAAAGAAGUAAAGUCGCUUGUAAAUAUGUAUGUCAGAACUUGGAGUUGUGUAGCAUUUGCAGUUUAGAGCUUAAAGCUUCCAGCUUCUUUGACACAGAGCUUUUCUGUAUAUUUUAUACGCUGAAUUGCAACUAACGAAGACAAGGUAAAUUAACAUUGAGUCUUGUUUUGUGGCAGUAAAAAUAAAUUCAUGGUUCAAUAUUG
This is a messenger RNA of Chelmon rostratus (copperband butterflyfish), 2723 nucleotides long. RefSeq names its product minichromosome maintenance complex component 7 (gene mcm7). Bases 158 to 2341 code for a protein of 727 amino acids. Gene Ontology annotation, cellular component: MCM complex; nucleus. The transcript has 15 exons. Lineage: Eukaryota; Metazoa; Chordata; Actinopteri; Chaetodontiformes; Chaetodontidae. Gene Ontology annotation, molecular function: single-stranded DNA helicase activity; single-stranded DNA binding; ATP hydrolysis activity. The record is from RefSeq and is a predicted model, not a curated record. Gene Ontology annotation, biological process: double-strand break repair via break-induced replication; DNA replication; DNA strand elongation involved in DNA replication.